Molecule: messenger RNA, 699 nt
Organism: Drosophila biarmipes
Lineage: Eukaryota; Metazoa; Arthropoda; Insecta; Diptera; Drosophilidae
Exons: 3
Coding region: 172-699 (175 amino acids)
Source: RefSeq, a predicted model, not a curated record
CUACAAACUAACGGGCGAGCUAAUCGAGGAGGAGCAGCAGUUGUCCGCAGCGGUGACGAUUGGGGGAGGCACAUACAAGGCCACGAUCGACACCGGGGCAACAGCGAGCUUUCUAAGCAAGGAACUGGCGACAAGUUAGGUUGGUGCGGCGGGAUCGAUGAACAGCUGGAGAUGGAAAUCGCAUUCGGGAACAGUCGACUGACCAUGAGCCUGCUGAUACUACCAGGGGUAGUGGAUUCAUUGGUGUUAGGAUGUAACUUUCUUACUCAAGUCGGAACCGAGAUAAGGUGUGCUGGACACGAGGUGAUAAUACCGGCCAGGAAUCGACACAAUGGGUGGCUCGAGGAGAGGCUAUCCAGUUUUAAAACCAUGACAGGAACGUCGAACAUGGCAGAGCAUCAAAUAACGAUGAAGGACGACAAACCAAUAAAGCUGCGAUACUACCCCAAGAACCCGAAAGUUCAAGGGGAGAUCAAUGCGAGGGUGGACGAGCUACUCCAAAUGGGAUGCAUAGAGCACUCAACCAGCCCAUACAGCUCUCCCAUCGUGAUGGUUAGGAAGAAGACGGGCAAGUGGAGACUGUGCGUCGACGUCAGGCAGAUCAACGCCAAAUUGAUAAGGGAGAGGACCAUUCACGUGAGCGAGCUGAAACAACGACAAUCCCAGGACACAAGCGAGCAGCUAAAAGCACAUACGUAA